AUCUCGUUACUAAAAUCUGUGAUUUGCAGAGCUUUUUCUCAACUCUUCCCAGUUACUUCCAAAGUCCAAACCCCUAAAUAUAUACUUAUAACCACAUUUCCUAUCCACCAUUUCUAUAUUUCCCCUCUCUCUUGUAUAUAUUUAUAUUUAUCUUCUGACUUGUGUGUCUACACAUUAAUACCCGAGAAGCCAUGGCAGUGAAAUUAGGUACCCACAUCAAGAAUGGAUUGUGAAGGAAGCAAGGCACAUUGCAAAUGGGAAAGGUUGGGGAAGAACAGCCUAUACCCACAAGUGUUUCUGCACAAAAUGCAGAGAAUUGUUGUAGGAUUAAAGGGCUUUUUGGGUUCAGAUGUGUGUUUGUUUUGCUACUUGGUGUUGCAGUUUUGUUGUCUGCUGUUUUUUGGUUACCACCAUUCUUUAGUCAUGGAGAUCGAGGGGAUCUAGAUCUUGCUUCACUCUUUCGAGAUCAUUAUAUAGUAGCAGCUUUUAAUGUUGGAAAACCGGUUUCUGUGCUUGAAGACAACAUCAUGCAGCUUCAAGAUGACAUUUUUGACGAAAUAGGCGUACCUGCCACUAAAGUGGAAGUUAUAUCUUUAAAACCUUAUGCUGGAUCAAAUGUAACAAAGGUCAUCUUUGCCGUUGAUCCUGAUGUUAAAGGCGCUAAGCUUAAUACAGCGGCUAAAAGUUUGAUAAAGGCCUCCUUUGCAUCUCUAGUAAUUAACCAGUCAUCCCUCCGCUUAACUACAUCUUUGUUUGGGGACCCAUCUUCUUUUGACGUGCUGAAAUUUGUUGGAGGCAUCACUGUUAUUCCGCCCCAGCGUGCAUUUCUUCUGCAAACAGUGCAGAUACUUUUUAACUUCACGUUGAAUUUUUCUAUUGAUCAAAUACAAGAUAACUUCAGCGAACUUACCAGCCAGCUGAAGUCAGGACUGCAUCUUGCCCCAUAUGAGAACUUGUAUAUUAGCUUGACAAAUCAAAAAGGUUCAACAGUGGUGUCCCCAACUACAGUGCAGUCUUUAGUUCUCCUAGCAGUUGGGAAUACUCCGUCACUUGGAAGGCUAAAGCAGCUGGCUCAGACCAUCACAGGUUCUCCUACCAAAAAUCUUGGUCUAAACAACACUGUUUUUGGGAAGGUUAAACAAGUAAGCCUUUCAUCUAUAUUACAACACUCCCUCCAUGGCAGUGAUGGCUCACCAUCCCCCUCUCCCGCACUUUCGCCUCAACCUCCCGACCACCACCACCAUCAACAUCACCAUUAUGACCAUUCUUCCCCAGCUCCUGUGCCUGAACCUUACCAGCAUCACCAUCACGGCCACCGCCGCCGUCACCAUCACCACCACCGUCGCCAUGACCAUGAUGUACAUAUAUCUCCAGCACUUUCACCUGUGGAAGGUGGAUCCACAAGUACAACAGGUUCGCCUGCAUCUGCUCCUUCACCUGCAAAUAAGAAGAGCCACGUGGCAGAUCCUCCUGGCUGCCAGAAUGGGUACAGAAACAGGCCCCCCAGAAAUGCAAACAAGCAUAGUCAUAUAAUUUCUCCUGCUGCGCCACCGACCUCUGCACAUCAUAUAUCCCCUUCACCGCAGCAAGUGAAGCCACCUGCGCGUGUCCCCCACCUAAUACCUUCAUCAAGCCCAUUGCCACAUGUUGUAUACUCUCACAGAUAUCCCCCACCUACGGGUGGCUCCGAUACAAAAUCUCCCGACUGGCCACCGUCAAUAUCACCUUCACAAUCUUCAUGUUCCCUUCCUUCUCAUAAUUGGUGGAUCCUGCUUUUUCCUGUCCUUGUAUUACAUCUAUAGCAGCAUAAAACGAGAGCUCUAAUUUUAAAGCCAUAAAACGAGUCUCUCUCAUGUUGGAAACAAGUUUGUAUUAAUGAUUCCGCCCAAAUGGACAGAGAUCAGACGAGCUUUGCAAGUGGGAGCCAUGCAAAAAGAGCGUGCCUCACAGCUAAGUGGAUAUGUGUGUGUUGUGCAUGUAAAUAUUUGAGUAUGUAAAAUAUCAGUUGGUAGAGAUGUUUUUUUCAGGUCAAAGUUACAGGCUUGUGACGGGCCACUGAAAAAAUGCAUUACCACUGAUUCGUUCUAGUUCUCUCGAGAAAAAUUGAGGGAACCAACAAAUGUAAUCAUGUUGCCAUUUUGCUCCGAGCUAUGAAAUUUUUACCACUAAA
This is a messenger RNA of Daucus carota subsp. sativus, 2170 nucleotides long. Its product is annotated as actin-binding protein wsp1. The transcript is spliced from 5 exons. The record is from RefSeq and is a predicted model, not a curated record. NCBI's taxonomy places the organism in Eukaryota, Viridiplantae, Streptophyta, Magnoliopsida, Apiales, Apiaceae. Bases 255 to 1802 code for a protein of 515 amino acids.